This is a messenger RNA of Brassica oleracea var. oleracea, 420 nucleotides long. RefSeq lists its product as uncharacterized. Bases 1 to 420 code for a protein of 139 amino acids. The transcript has a single exon. NCBI's taxonomy places the organism in Eukaryota, Viridiplantae, Streptophyta, Magnoliopsida, Brassicales, Brassicaceae. The record is from RefSeq and is a predicted model, not a curated record.
AUGACGGAUCUAGGCCACAUCAGCUCGUUUCUUGUUGUCUUUGCUAAGUUCAGUGACAAGGGCCUCUUCCUGUCUCAGACUUGUUAUGUAGAAGAGAUCAUCGAACGUGCUGGCAUGAAGGAGUGCAAACCUUGUUCGACACCGGUUGAUAUGAAGUCCAAGCUAGCGGCACAAGAAGGCAAACCUUUAGCAUAUCCAACUGAUUAUCGAAGUUUAGCAGGGGCAUUACAGUAUCUCACAUUCACUAGGACAUACAUCUCUUAUGCAGUACAACAAAUUUAUCUCUUCAUGCAUGAUCCGCGUGAAAGCCAUAUGCUAGCACUCAAGAGAAUCAUUCGCUACUUUCAAGGCACGAAAUUGAUGGGUCUCCAGCUCCUCAAGAAGGAAAACGAUGAAGUUAACAGCUUAUACAGACGCUGA